UGGCACCUUCUUCCUGCCUCAUGUUCUUCUUCUUAUCUGUUUCAUCCUUCCUCCUCCUGACCGCCCCGCCGGUCCGGUCCCAAGCUCCCUCGCCCUCCUCCGGCGGCCCCCUCAACCUGACGGCCAUCCUGGUCAAGGCCGGGCAGUACUCCUCCUUCGUCCGCCUCCUCCAGCAGACCCGCAUCGACGUGCAGCUCAACAGCCAGCUCAACAACAGCUACAACGGCAUCACGGUCUUCGCCCCCACCGACAACGCCUUCGCCGGCCUCGGCACCCUCAACAACCUCUCCCAGCAGGAGCAGAUCGAUCUGGUCCUCUACCACGUCCUCCCCCGCUACUACAGCUUCGCCACCUUCCAGAGCGCCAGCAACCCCCUCCCCACUCAGGCCUCCGACCGGACCGGAGUCUUCACCCUCAACAUCACCACCACCGCCGUCAAUGCCAACCAGGCCAACAUCUCCACCGGCGUCGUCAACACCACCUUCAGCAACGUGCUCUACGCCGACUUCCCUCUCGCCGCCUACUCCGUCGACAAGGUGCUGCUGCCUUACGCAAUCUUCGGCCCCAAGCCACCCGCCUCAGCUCCCGCGCCGUCAGCCAGGAGUAAUCAUGCUACCACGAACUCCUCCGACGCCGGGAUAGCUCCGCCACCGGGGAGCAGAAGCAGCAGCAAUAACGACGCCGGAGGCGGCUCAUCGUCGGCGGCCACCAGAAGGGCUAGAGAAGUGGGAUAUUGGAGCUUGAUUGCAGUCGUUGGCUUUCUAGGCAUGGCGGCCGGUAACAUAUUGUGAUGAUCGAUUUACGUUAAGUUGUUCUGCAUGGCAUUGUGAGCACUGUGUGUGUGUUUGUUUUUUAAUCUUUUCAUUGGGUGUCAAGCAUUUUCUGAUUCGAGUUCAGUUGACUUUUUGCUGAGUGGA
Molecule: messenger RNA, 917 nt
Organism: Zingiber officinale
Lineage: Eukaryota; Viridiplantae; Streptophyta; Magnoliopsida; Zingiberales; Zingiberaceae
Product: fasciclin-like arabinogalactan protein 12
Exons: 1
Coding region: 21-791 (256 amino acids)
Source: RefSeq, a predicted model, not a curated record